ACAUUAGUGGAUUUUAAUUGUGUUUAUUAAAGACAAAACUGUGCGUCUAAAAUUAAUAACAUAUUGAGUUUAACUAAUUAAUUUGGAAUAUACUUGAUUAUUAAAAGUGGACCAAUUUGAUAAAUUGAACCUAAUUAAUUGACCACAUCCAAUUAUUUAUGCACGUGGAUUCAUUGUUUAGUGUCUAUUAUUAUUAUUAAAUUUAUUAUCAUUAUCUUGUUGAUCUAUAAAAGUGUUUAUAAAAAAGAAAACCAAGAUCCAAGCGAUAAACUUGAAAAAUUUCUAUCAUUUAUAAAUCAUUUUAUUAGAGAGUUAUAUGAUAGCAACAGAAGCAUUUUUUUAUUAUCUGUGCAUCAAAGUGCGAAGUAAACACAUUUAAGUGCUGAAACAGUAAAAAAAAUUACAACUAUAAAUGGUUAAAUUACUUGUAAAAAUUUAUUUUUGAAUGAAAUUAAAAUUUGCUCUAUAAAUCAAAACUUUUAUGUUAAAAUGAGUAUAAAAUAGAACGUGUUGAUGUGAAGCAAAUUUGAUAAACAAAGAUUUACUAUAGUGAAUUUUUUAAGUGUACAGUUUUAUUAAUAUUUUGGUGUUUAAAGUGAUUUCGAAUCAAUUUUUGCAAAAAUGGAUCCAGGCUUAGAAUGUUAUUCCGGAGGAAUAAUUUUUAAGACGGUUUUGAUAACUGCAGCAGUUUUGGCAGUUUUGGAAAUUGCUGCAUAUUUCUUUUAUACUAAAUAUUGGAAGAAAAGACGAGGUCAACGAUUAGUUCCAAAUGACAAAGAAGCUCAAAAAGAUGACUACGCCUUCGACAAUCCAGGAUUUCAUGGUGAACAAAAUGCAACACCAACGAAGGAGCACAAGAACAAAUCGCUUCUGGAGACGAAAUGGUUGCCCAUAGGAACCCUCCUAAAACAGGACAAACGUCGAACUGUAGACGACAGUGGACCCGUGGAUUAUCCGGUUCGGGUCGUUCCAUUGAAAGGACGUGAUUUUACAGGCUUGGGUUUCGACAUAAGAGGCGGCCUCAGGGAUGGAAUAUACGUCGACUAUUUACGGCAAUCCGGCCCUGCUCACCAGAGUGGAAAAAUACAACCAGGUGACAAACUACGUUCCAUCCGUAUCGAUUUCGACCACAUGGCCCUUCAGGAUGCUCUCAGCAUUUUAGGAGCUGCAGCCCCUUAUGAUGUCCUUUUGGAAGUCCAACAGCAGCAUCCGUUACAAAGACAGGCCUCCGGAGAAUCUCCCGGAAAUCUUCGUGCCGGAAGAUCGAGCGGAGGAAGACCGGAACAUCCUUUGUACCGAGCAUACAGCAGCGGCGAUGUAAAUAAGGUCGGAACGCUGAAGAAGAAUGGAUCCGAAAACAGUUAUGAUGACACUUCUGCGCCAAAAUCUAUGACCAACUCAAAAUCAACAAUGGAACGCAAUGGAAAUGCAGUAUAUGCUGUGGAAAACGAGAAGAAGCAAACACAUGCAAGUUCCGUAUCGACAAAACCAGAAGUCUCCAAACGCCAAAACGUAGAAGAUGAUAAAACCCAAAAAGAUUUGGAGAACGACAACAAAAAAGGAUUCAAAUUUGGUGUACGAGUUCUACCACCAAAUGUUAACGACAAACUAUUUUCUACUAAUAAAUCAGCUAAAACUGAAACAGAUUCUGGUAAGGUCCAAGAUAAUGGGCCUGCGCCAGUUGUUAAAAGACGCAACAAGGAGUACAAGGAACCUCCUGCUACUAUAAAUAAUAAUACAGUGCCCGUGCAAGAGACUGUAGAAGGCUUUGUUCGUGAUGGCAGUAUCAACUCAAGUGGCAUAAAACGAGACAAAGCUGGAAUUCCCCAAGAAAUACCUCAGCACAUGCUGCAAGCAGCAAUUGCUGCCAGAACCAAUCGCAAAAGUUCCGGAGACAAUCUCAAAGAUCCUUCAACUGAUACAAGCAACACACCAGAGCCUUACGAGUCAGAGAUGAACUUGAAAGACUUGAGAGAACAAUUCAUGAGCGGACAAAGUACUUUUAAACCCCAAGAUCCAGACAAGGAUAAAAUUAAAGCUGGUGAUGUGCACGUUAAAACAUCUGACGACGAAAAUACUAUUAAGUCUGUCAAGAAGUCCAAAGGAAAAGCUCCACUUCCACCAGAUGCUCAGAAAAAAAUGGAAGUCAAGCACGUUCUUGAAUUCAAAAACGUUAAUCAUACCGAUACUGAUAUGGAUAUAUCAACGGAAACCAUGAACACCAAUUUGAGCAUUGAUGUCACUGACAAUACCCAUGAUGAUGAUACUACUGUGCACCAGGUUCUGGACCUUGACCUAAUUGAAAACGUUCCCGAAACUAAAAUUUUGAAAGCAAAUCAAUGUGAUGAUAGCAUAAUUUUAAGCGAUCGUCCAUCCAACAGUUCGACUCCUAAAAGCACUAAAAAAGAGAUACCACAAAUUGAUAACAGCGAAAUAAAUAUCAACGGUAAGGAUGAUUUAUCAGAUUCUGAUACAGAAAUGCAAGACGAAUCCAAAAGUGGAACUACUAUUGAAUUGAACUCCAGUCACAUAACUAUACACCAUCAAGAUAUGGACAAUGAAACACGUAAAACAGCUUCUUUGGGUGAUUUAUCACGCUUAAACAACAUUUCUCAAAAAAUGACUACUACUAAUGGUACUUUGGAAAGAGCUCAAAGUUUGGACAUAUCUGACCAGAACGAGCAAGUUUUAACUCCUAAAAAACGCAAGGCUCAAAAUGGUCCUCAAGAGUUUUACGCUGAAAAUUUGGAGGAGCACAAUAGUAAAGAACCAAAACUGAUGACCAAUUUGGUGAUGGAUGCUCCAAAUAGCUUCCAGCAAGUAAACAGGUUGAAGAAAUCUACUGAAUGGGGUAACUUGGAAGACAUAUCACAAAUUAGUACGCCACCAAGCACUCCAAGUGAUGCUGAUAUUGUGGUUCAAAAAACUGAAAUGGUAUACACUUCAAACACACCAGAUAUUUCAAAAUUCCAGUUCCGUUUCAGUGAUACGCCACCGUUUGUUUUGAACCAAAAAAAUAACGUUGAUGAUGAAAAUUUGCAAAUGUACGGAACUAAUGUAUCCGAUGAUAUAAAAGUAUCCAGGCAUUCAUUUAACAGCUUGGAGAGACCAAGAUCAGAAGUUUUUACUAUGGUAUCAAACUUCAACACUGACAACUCACAAGUGAAUCAAAUUGAUGAAGUUAAAUACUCCCAACCAGUAAGUUUGACUUAUAUCCAAGACACACCAGUAUUUGAAGUAAAUGCGCAUUCAAAUUCACCAACUUUCACAUCCGAUGUGAAAGGAGUGAAUAGCAUCAAUAUUAUUUCAAAGGAAAAUGAGAAAGUUGAGCAUGAAAAUCAAAAUAAUGAAAACAUCAUGACUAUUGUAACAACGGAUAGUCAGCCGUCGUCGAUUAUUUGUAUUGAAUCAGAGCCCAACAGUUUGAGCAAAAUCAAUUUUAACGAAAUAAACGAUACAGCUGAUUUGUUACUAAAAACAGUUGGUGUCAAUGUUGAGACAAAUUGUGUCAAUACGGAAACAAAUGAUGUAGAAAUGGCCAGCAGCCCCAAGGAAGAUCCUCCAGUAAAUGGAAAUCACAAAACAUACAUUACUGAAAUAGAAGUAAUCACGCCAAACAAGGAGGAAGUAGUGAAAAAAGUUGAAAAAAUGGAGCAGCAAAUAAUCAACCACUCACCAAAGUCAGUAAUUUACGAAUUCAAAAGCAUCAACAACUCCAACGCAGAUUUAGACAUCUUCGAACUCAAGUCAAGUGAAACGGAUAAAGAGGAGGAUAUAAAACCAAAAUUUGAGUAUGCAAAAAAUGCUGAAAUAAAAUUCUCAACAUCUACUUAUGAGCAACCGAAAACCGAAAAACGUUUAUCCCAAAUUGAAUUUCUGAGGUCAAAUUUUGAGAAAAACGCUGAACUAUUCAAAUCAAACAUCCCUAAACCAACAACUUCACCCACGAAAACUAAUACAAGUCCUUCGAAGAUUCCAGUUUUUAACUCCACAAAAGCAACAGAAGUAUCCAAAAUUCCUGGAAAACAGACCGUGAGUGUCACAUCAAUCAAAUCGAGUUCUAGGAAUCCGAGUGGAAAGUAAUUUAUAGUCAUAUAUUUAUAUAUUGUUGUCAGUCAAGAUUCUUUUUAUAGGAGUUUUAAGUCAACGUCUGUUAAACA
Ctenocephalides felis (cat flea) is the source of this 4160-nucleotide messenger RNA. RefSeq lists its product as uncharacterized. The transcript has 6 exons. NCBI's taxonomy places the organism in Eukaryota, Metazoa, Arthropoda, Insecta, Siphonaptera, Pulicidae. Gene Ontology annotation, molecular function: protein binding. The coding region runs from base 622 to 4083 and encodes 1153 amino acids. The record is from RefSeq and is a predicted model, not a curated record.